AUGAGCAAUCAGUACCAAGAGGAGAGCUGCUCUGAGAGGCCUGAAUGCAAAAGUAAAUCUCCAACUUUGCUCUCCUCCUACUGCAUAGACAGCAUCCUGGGCAGGCGGAGUCCCUGUAAAAUGAGAUUGCUAGGAGCUGCUCAGAGCCUGCCUUCUCUGUCUAGCCGGACAGAUCAGGAUAAGGUCGCGCAAGGCUCCCCGAAGGGCAGUAGCCCCCAGUUCGAAGCGGAACUUCACCUGCCCCCCAAGCUGAGACGCCUCUACGGUCCGGGAGGGGGCCGCCUUCUGCAGGGAGCGGCGGCGGCGGCGGCGGCGGCAGCGGCGGCGGCAGCUGCAGCGGCGGCCGCGGCGGGCCCUCGCGGGGAGCCCCAGCAGCAGAGGUCUGGAGAUAGGCCCGACGGGGCCGGAGCCGGAGCCGGGGUUGGGGCCACCUCCGCCUGGGACACGCUCAAAAUCAGCCAAGCGCCGCAGGUCAGCAUUAGCCGCAGCAAGUCGUACAGGGAGAACGGGGCCCCCUUCGUGCCACCGCCGCCCGCCCUAGACGAGCUGGGGAGCAAGGGAGGCGCCCCGCACCCCGACGACAGGCUAGGCCAAGUAGCUUCGGCCGCCGCCGCCUCCUCGGGUCCCCCGGGCCCGGAGGACGACGAGGAGGAGCUGCUGGAGGACGAGGAGGAGGACGACGAAGAAGAAGAGCUGCUGGAGGACGACGAGGAGGAGCUCCUGGAGGAUGACGGCAGGGGCCUCCUGAAGGAGCCCAGGCGCUGCACCGCCGCCACCGCCGCUGCAGCCGCGGCCGCCGCUGCCGCCGCCGCCGCCGCCGCAGCAGAGGGCGGGGAGCUGUCCCCCAAAGAGGAGCUGCUGCUGCACCCUGGCGAGGACGGCGAGGGCAAGGACGGCGAGGACAGUGUGUGCCUGUCGGCGGGCAGCGACUCCGAGGAGGGCCUGCUCAAGAGGAAGCAGCGGCGUUACCGCACCACCUUCACCAGUUACCAGCUGGAGGAACUGGAGCGCGCUUUCCAAAAAACCCAUUACCCCGACGUUUUCACCAGGGAAGAGUUGGCCAUGAGAUUGGAUCUGACGGAAGCCCGAGUACAGGUCUGGUUCCAGAACCGACGGGCCAAGUGGCGAAAAAGGGAGAAAGCUGGAGCUCAGACUCACCCUCCAGGUUUGCCUUUUCCUGGUCCUCUCUCAGCAACCCACCCCCUCAGUCCAUACCUGGAUGCCAGCCCUUUCCCUCCUCAUCACCCAGCUCUGGACUCAGCCUGGACUGCUGCUGCAGCUGCAGCUGCUGCUGCCUUUCCCAGUCUACCUCCUCCACCUGGCUCUGCAACUUUGCCACCAAGUGGGACUCCACUAGGCCUCAGCACUUUCUUGGGUGCAGCAGUAUUCCGGCAUCCAGCCUUCAUCAGCCCUGCAUUUGGAAGGCUCUUUUCCACGAUGGCUCCUCUGACUAGCGCUUCCACCGCUGCCGCCCUCCUGAGACAGCCCACUCCCGCGGUGGAUAGCGGGGUGCAGUCAAGUGCGCUCUCGGACCCCGCCACAGCUGCCGCGGACAGACGGGCUUCAAGCAUAGCAGCUCUGAGGCUGAAAGCAAAAGAACACGCCGCCCAGCUGACACAGCUCAAUAUCCUCCCUGGGAACAGCACAGGGAAAGAGGUGUGUUAAAACCCGCCCCAGCACCACCACCGGUAAUCAGAAUAAAAGGUCACCUCAAAUAGCACCAAUCAAGACCAAAUGCUAAAAAGAGGACCAGCAAACUAAGACGUUGGAGAGGUUCUCGAGUUAGGAACUUGGAGAAAGAAAGCAUCCUUUGCUACAGUGCUCUCCUGGGUAAACCAACACUAACAGCUCCUGAAUAGCAAAUUCCUUGGCUGGUACCUUUUUUCCUCCCCUUAAAUGUCCAACCUGCUGAUUCGUUUUUUCAUCUCU
This is a messenger RNA of Trichosurus vulpecula (common brushtail), 1929 nucleotides long. RefSeq names its product aristaless related homeobox (gene ARX). The transcript is spliced from 5 exons. Bases 1 to 1665 code for a protein of 554 amino acids. Gene Ontology annotation, molecular function: RNA polymerase II transcription regulatory region sequence-specific DNA binding; DNA-binding transcription factor activity, RNA polymerase II-specific. The record is from RefSeq and is a predicted model, not a curated record. Gene Ontology annotation, biological process: regulation of transcription by RNA polymerase II. NCBI's taxonomy places the organism in Eukaryota, Metazoa, Chordata, Mammalia, Diprotodontia, Phalangeridae.